CAGAGCACACACGGAGCAACAAGAUGGCAGCCAACAUGUACCGGGUCGGAGACUAUGUCUACUUCGAGAAUUCAUCGAGCAACCCUUUCCUAAUCCGAAGGAUAGAGGAACUGAACAAGACUGCGAAUGGAAAUGUCGAGGCAAAAGUGGUUUGUUUCUACAGAAGGCGGGACAUCCCGAGCACCCUUAUUGGACUCGCAGACAAACACGCAAGUAAGUUUUGGGGGCGUGAAUCCCUUUUAAUCAACAAUAGCAACACAUCACAUUUACACACGGUCGAAGAGGAGGGUCUUGAGUCCAGCCUUGGAGGAGGCAACCAGCCGGAGUCAGCCGAGUGGAGGCAGCAGCAGUUCCUCCCGAGCCUCCGUUCAGACACUUGUACACCGAUCUGCAACAAAAAUCCGUCGUCCUAG
This is a messenger RNA of Callorhinchus milii (elephant shark), 413 nucleotides long. RefSeq names its product metastasis-associated protein MTA3-like. NCBI's taxonomy places the organism in Eukaryota, Metazoa, Chordata, Chondrichthyes, Chimaeriformes, Callorhinchidae. Gene Ontology annotation, cellular component: NuRD complex; nucleoplasm. Gene Ontology annotation, biological process: double-strand break repair; negative regulation of transcription by RNA polymerase II; response to ionizing radiation. The transcript has 4 exons. Bases 24 to 413 code for a protein of 129 amino acids. The record is from RefSeq and is a predicted model, not a curated record. Gene Ontology annotation, molecular function: transcription coactivator activity; chromatin binding; transcription corepressor activity.